AUGCCCUCACUACUACCUCAAGAAAUUUCGGGCGAAAUUAUCUGCUACCUCCACAAUGACAAAUAUACUCUCAAACGUUGUUCACUCGCCUGGCCCUCCUUCACCGCCGUCUGCCAAUCUAGGCUCUUCUCCAAAGUCAUCAUGAGAGCAUACAAGUCACGCUGCCGGGAGCGAGUUGGAAGCAGCGCAAGCAGCUUCAAACGGAUACUCGACACGUCGCCGCACAUCGCGGGGUAUGUAGCCUGCCUCAAGAUCUUCGACACGCCCUUCGUCGCCGAGAUGGGCCUAGCUGAGGAAUGGGUGUCGAAGGACGAUGGGUUGGCAGCGUGCCUCCUGCGGCUCACACAUCUCAAGGCGCUGCUUAUCACCCGCACGGACGCGAUGAAGCUCCCAAGCCUCGUCUGCCUUGAGCUCAUGGGCUGUCCGCUCGCUCUCCUUGAACGAGCUCGAGGAGGUACCGGACUCCAGCAUCUCACGCUGCGCUGCCCUGUGGGUCGAAUUUUGGACUCCGCAUGGUCAGCUUUGUUCUCUAUUGCGGACACCGUGGCUGCGCGAAUCCAACCAGUGUCCCUCGCGCUGCACUCUGAGGAUAAGGCCAUGUUCCUCGAGUUGAUCAUGCGGCCGGUGCUCAUGCUUGACCUGAGCAAGCUCAGGCGGCUGGCUGUCCAUGCUGGAAUUGGAGCGUCGCUGACGUCGGGCCACGGCGCCGUUGCUCAGCUUCUUCGAGUCUGCGCUAGGACACUCGAGGAGCUGAUAUUCUACCCAAGCAGUGAUGGUGAGCCCUCCUUCCAGCAUGCAUGCAUGCAUUUCUGCUCCAGCCGAUCAUGA
This is a messenger RNA of Cyclocybe aegerita, 828 nucleotides long. The record is from the annotation of a GenBank genome assembly. NCBI's taxonomy places the organism in Eukaryota, Fungi, Basidiomycota, Agaricomycetes, Agaricales, Hemipholiotaceae.